AUGCAAGAAUAAGGUAUGUGUUGUGAUGGAACUAGGUCUUUUGUAGCUACAACACUAUAACCACCAUAAGUGAUAUUUAGAAAAACAGUAUCUAUUGAUGUGUGUAUGAAUUAAUUGAUAUCAAGUAGUGAGUCCAGAUUAGAAAGAAUAGUACUUCAAAGAAUCUAAAUUAACAGUGUCAUUUUCAUCUCCUCGUAAUUCAGGUUGUGAAAAUUUUAUCCCUGAUGAAGAAGUAAUUUCUUACUACAUUCCAGAAGACAAUCAAUCGUUUACAAAUUAUAAACAUGUUCGUUUCUCUGAAUCAUCAGAUAAGUAUUAUAAUAGAUAUUUAAACAGAACUGCAAAUUUUCCCUAAUAAAAAUACAGGAGACAACGUUCAAUACCAAUACCUGAAAAAGUACAAGAGGAUUUAAUAGGAGAAACUUCAUAACUUUCUCCAAAUUUGAAGUCUCAAACUUAUCCUAAAGAUAGUUAAUAAAUGAAAUAGCAAACUUAUAUGAUGAAUGAAACUGAAAACCAAUUUAAUUUCAAUGCCUUAUCUCUUUAAAAUAGCUUUUGUUGCAAAACACUCUCAUCAUAUGAGUAGAUGGAUCUAACAAAUUAGAUGGCAGAUGAGUUAGUCAAUAUAGUUAAAAAUUAUUUAAAUGAUAUAACAUAUAAUGAAAAACAUUUUACAUUUGAUGAAUAAGAGGAUGAUUAUAGAAAUAAAUUUAAUUUUCAGUAAAAAGUCUUAAAAGUAAUGUGUUAUGAUAAAUGUAGAAAGCAUUAGAAAAUUUAAAUUUUAAGAUGAAUGUAACAGUAUGUUCUCCUAUUUCGAGGAUUUCAGCAACUUCUCCUCAUUUUGAAGAUAUGCAUAUAAAUGUAAAAGACUUAUAAAAUAAAAUUGAAGAAUUAAGUGAUGCGAAUGAUCUUCUGAAAGAUAAGAUUGAAAUAUAGGAGACAAGAUUACUGGAAUAGUAUGAUUAAAUAAAAUAAUUGCGAAUAAAAAUAUUAGAGUUAGAACUUGAGAAUAAGAGUAUUAAAUAUUAAAAUGAAUAAGAUCAAAAUAAUAAGAAGAGUUUAAAUGAACAAAUAAAUUAAUAAAGAUAAUAAAUAGAAAAUUAAAUAUAGACUUUAAAAUGUUAAUAAGAUAAAAUAUAGUAAUUAGAAUAAUUAGGAGGGAAAUAUAAUAAAAUAAGUAAGUAGGAUACACAAAAUUAAAAUAUGAGUUAUAAUUAAUAGAAAACAGGAAGAAGACAUACUAAUUCAUUUCAUGAGGUUACUUCUUAAUUGAAUGGUAAUAAGUUAAUGAUUGUUAACAGUAGUACAAUUAGUUCUUAAUAAUCUCCUAAGAAUAUGUAAAUAUAGAAUAAUUAGAAAAUUGAAAAUUCUGAUAAUACAAUUUAUUUUGGAUCUAUUAUAAAAGAUAAGAAAUAAGGAUAUGGUAAUUUAAAGAAGGGUGAUAAGAAACUUUAUAUGGGUAAGAAUGAAAUGGAUAAAUUUAGGUUUUUGGAAGGAUGAUAAUUUCAAUGGAUUUGGUCAUUUGAAUAAUGAAAAUAUUGAAGAAGGAAUUAUUGAUGUGUUUAAUUUAAAUACGAUAGGAAAUAAGUGGAUUAAUUAUUAAGGAGAAUUUUAGGAUGGAUUAUUUAAUGGUUAUGGUAUAUGGACAUUUAGUGAUAAUUCUAGAUUUCAUGGUUAAUUUUAAGAAGGAAAAGCUAAUGGAAGAGGGUAACUUUAUUUAUUUUUCGAAUUAGUACUUAUUAUACAAAUCUUAAUACAAUCAAAGGACUUUGGAAAUAAAAUAUUAAAAUUUGA
Molecule: messenger RNA, 1794 nt
Organism: Paramecium sonneborni
Lineage: Eukaryota; Ciliophora; Oligohymenophorea; Peniculida; Parameciidae
Source: the annotation of a GenBank genome assembly